Amaranthus tricolor (Joseph's coat) is the source of this 1854-nucleotide messenger RNA. RefSeq lists its product as uncharacterized. NCBI's taxonomy places the organism in Eukaryota, Viridiplantae, Streptophyta, Magnoliopsida, Caryophyllales, Amaranthaceae. The record is from RefSeq and is a predicted model, not a curated record. The transcript is spliced from 3 exons. Bases 836 to 1426 code for a protein of 196 amino acids.
UUCCCCAUAUCUUUCUUUAUCCUCAUCCAUUACCCUUACUCCUUCAUUUUCAAACACAAAAACAAAAUUAGCUACCUUACUCCUUUCUCCCUCACUCAUGGCUGACCCACGAACACAACCAUCAACCGGCAGCCCAGCCACGAGCUCCACCACCAACAGCAACCACUUCUCCUCCUUCCUUUAUUGUUGUUCAUCAAGAUUGAAAGUUGAAGGGUCCUUCGAUGGUGAUUGAGGGCCUAUCUCUCACAGGAGAUAGAUCCACUUUCAGGUUGCCAUCUUUAGUGCAAAUGGAUGUGCUGCUCAUUUAUGUGUCAUGUGUUGCAAUAGCGAGGACAUCGUUUUCGGAAGGUUAACUUAUAAUGACAUUUUGACAAAUCAUGUCUUAUUAAAUAAAAAAUAGAUAUUUUAUAAUGUAUUAACUUAAUUUAUAACUGGGUUGUAAGUAAUUGUAUUACAGUUUUGUAAAGUUUUUAAAUACUCUGAUAUUGGUUGCUGUGGCUAUCGAGCCACAGGUCGGAUUCAGCCCAGACUUCUAUAAGUCUUCCGCUGUGCUUUGUCGACAAUAUUAUUAUUAUAUUGUUUACGCCGGUUUGGGCUGUUUCACAUACAACUAUUGUUUCUGUAAUUGCAUAGAGUAUAGACUUCCAUUCAUAAAUUUGUAUUGGGUCUUUUAGUUCUUUUUACUCUGCAGGAUUGUAUUGAAUUUGGGUGUCAAGAUAAUCUGCAAAAUUGUAUUGAUUUUGGGUUUCAAGAAUAGGGUUUUAGAGGUUAUUGUUGGUGCUGUUAGUUUGGUUGUUGUGUGUGUGUGUUUGAUUGGGGUGGAUAGAAAUAGCGGAUGUCCGACCAUUGCAGCAAAAGCCUGAGAAUUCUACCGAUGCUAGGGCUGAAUUUUGAGCUUGGACUAGAGCAGUUUAUGUGUGGUCAUUCGGAUGAUUGUAUGUCGUUCACCUUGUGUAGUUCAGCUCGUAAUAUGGAGGACGAAGAUGAUGAGGGUAAUCAGCUUAUGCGUAGGAGGCGAAGGUCUGAUCUCGAAGGGGAUGAUCUGGCUGAGUCUUCUGCUGCUAGGAGACAAUCGAGGAUUUUAAGUCGUUGGGCAGCUAAACAAGCCCAAGAAAUGAUUACCACCAUGGAGAGGAGAAACCGGGAGUCUGAAUUGAUGGCUCUUGCAGGUUUACAUUCUGUUUCCAUGCUUGAUUAUUAUUUUCUUAGGGAAUCUCAGUCCCCUUCUUUGCGGAGGCAAGAGACUGUCGAAAGGCCAAGCUCUAGGGCUUCUUCUAUUUUCCAAAUGUGGAGAGAAUUGGAGGAUGAACAUGCGUUAAACCGUGCUAGAGAGCGGGUUAGGGAAAGACUGAGGCAUGAGAGGAGUGUUGAUAGCAAUACUGAUGUCUCAACAAUGGCUUAUCAGGAACAUACCAGAAGAACUUAGCAACAUUAUUGAAAUUCAAGUCUUGUUGGAUUUAAGCAGCAACAAUAUUUCUAGUCCAAUCCCACAAGAUCUUGUCAAACUGAUAAACUUGGAAACCCUCAAUCUUUCACAUAACCAUCUCUCGGGGAAGGUCCCAUCGUCAUUCUCAAAUAUGGUAUUUGACGCAAAUAAAAAAAAAGUAAAUGGUAUAUGGUGAAUUAUUAAUUUACCACAAACGGCGCACUGACGGCAGUGGUCAUUAAUGGUAUUCUGUGCUAACGGACGUAAACUCAAUGGUAUAUGGUGGAUUAAAACAUUUCAUGUGGUAUAUGGUGAAUUUCGAAGAAACUCAAUGGUAUAUCAUGAAAUAUCUGUAAAUAAUACUAUAAUAUAUAUUGUGAAAAAAAUAAAAUGAUUAAAGUAGAACAAGUGUUCAUUAUUGUUCAUUA